UUACGUUUUGUCGAUGCGACGAGCCCCAAGCAGUUACGCUUAUGAGACACCAUAUGUUUCCCGCAUCACCAAUGUUCCCGCAGACGGCAUACCACAUAAAGCUCCUCGAAUUUUAUAAGGAGUUGUUUAUGACAGGCCAUCUUGCAAACCAAGCAUUCGCCAAAGCAUGCGCUAAAUUGCACAUGUACGAGAAUGUCGAACGACUUCGAAUCACUUUUGCAAAUGCUUUUUUUGCGUAUCUCGAGGUGCUCACAAAAGCAGAGGAGUUAUCCGUUGCAGAGCACCAGCACACCAUCCAGGCUUACAAUGAUGACGCUUGCCCGGCAUGUCCCAAGGAUGGGAUGAUCAUCGCGCUAGAUGGAAACUUUCAACUGCGUAGACGGAUGGCAAACAGCGAUGAUUGCAAGUUGCAUGAAUCAGCUACUUUUUUUAGUGCAGAUGCCAAGCACAGCACUUACGCCAAAGCCAACGACGCAUCUUCGAAAGAUCAUAAGUGUGACUCCAAGUUUCGAAAUGCAGAUGAGUCAUACGUAUCUCGAGCAAUACGACAGUGCUACGAGUCCGGAGUGCUUGGGUGCGUAUGUCGUCACAAUCUGCCAUUGGAGUUCACCAACAUUGUUCAGUCUGGUGAAAAGCACAAGUACCCCCUGUCUGUCAUAGAUGUGCUCAUGAAAAAACAUGGCACCAAAGUUCUCAAAAUUAUGUAUGACAUUGGUUGCCAUUUUGAGCCGGCAAUUAAAGAGAACUUUCCGGAUUGGGUGGGGAAUGUUGCUGUUGGCGUCUUCCACGCCUAUGCCCAUUCUAUGGACUGUCAGGUGCAAUACAAUCCUAGAUUGAUUGAAGGGUUUGGCCUGACAGACGGUGAAGGAAUGGAACGACUCUGGUCGUAUCUAUCUGGAUUCGCUACGAUCACCAGAAAUAUGUGUGCAAAACGAAGGAUGCUCACGUUGAUUCAAGCGAUACAGCAUUUCAAGAACGAGCACCUUCAAUCCUUGCGUAAGUGUAAAAAUUUUUAA
Messenger RNA from Zychaea mexicana, 1016 nucleotides. RefSeq lists its product as uncharacterized. NCBI's taxonomy places the organism in Eukaryota, Fungi, Mucoromycota, Mucoromycetes, Mucorales, Lichtheimiaceae. The coding region runs from base 42 to 1016 and encodes 324 amino acids. The transcript is spliced from 5 exons. The record is from RefSeq and is a predicted model, not a curated record.